Molecule: messenger RNA, 4363 nt
Organism: Sitodiplosis mosellana (orange wheat blossom midge)
Lineage: Eukaryota; Metazoa; Arthropoda; Insecta; Diptera; Cecidomyiidae
Product: synaptic vesicle glycoprotein 2C-like
Exons: 13
Coding region: 1234-2808 (524 amino acids)
Biological process (GO): transmembrane transport
Cellular component (GO): membrane
Molecular function (GO): transmembrane transporter activity
Source: RefSeq, a predicted model, not a curated record
AGAAUGUUCAAUUAAGCCGUCAUGUUUAUUCCGACUUAUUUAUCGUGUGAUUUUUGUUGUCGUUGUUGCCGUCAUCGCCCGUCGUCGACGUCGUUGUCAUUUUGCUAGUGUGCAUUGAGAUAAACGGUUAAUUAUUUUCAAAUGAAUAAAACGAAAACAAACAUACAAAAACUAUAAGACAACAAAUGAAUAAAAAAACAAAACACACAGCACACAACAAAAUUCGUUGAGAAGAUGAGAAGGCAGCUCCGUUGAAGAGUCCCUGUAAAAACGAGUCACAUUUCAUUUUUGUCGCUAUUUGAGUGAGCAUAUCGCAUGCAUAUAUAAAUGCAAAGUGCUACAAUUUCGGUGUUGCUGUUGCUCUAUCGAAAUUUUAAAGUCGAAUGCUUGCAGUGAACGUAAUUUUUUCCUCUCAUAUUGAAAACGAAUUUGCUGCGGCGAAUAGAAUAGAAACGUAUUAAAAUUUCAAUCAACGGAAAUUUGUGUUAUGUAAUCAAGUGUGAACGCUGUUAUGCAAAACUCUUAGUCGAAUCGAUUCAUCGACGAACAAUAGAAGAAAAACAAAAAGAAAACUAUCAACUAAUUUGCUAUGGAAUUGUAUUACGUGCGUUUUCUUUGCGGAAAAAGACGCAAUCCUCGUGCUAUCCACCGUCAAAGCUUGUGAUAACAUUGCGAGAUAAACGGUUGAUAAAGCAGACCAUUGACGACAUUUAAGACGGUGACCAAAACGUUGUUUUUCUUUAAAUUAAUGUGUGUACUGCGUGAGGACAUUUUCUAUUCCCAAAUCCAUGUGCGAAAAAAAGCAAAACGUUAAACUGAAAAUUGUGUCAUUCAAUAGGAUUUCUACUACUAUGCAAGAAAUCACAGGUUUCAUCACUCUAAACAUUUGUCUAACGUCAACAAUUGGUUAAAGCGGUGGAGAUUUGUAAAGAAAAACCUGCAAGCAAUACUACGCUCAUAAAGUCAAAAAGCCCGUGCUUUGCAUUCAAAUCAAGGAAUUAAUUUGAAAUUGUAAAUACCCAGGCCACACAAAGCAAAGAAGCAAAACUGUCUUCGUUGAGCACAGAACACGACAAUAUUAGUGAUAUACUGGAUUCGCAAAACAAUAAUCGACAUUCCAGUUUAGAGCUGAACAUAUUAAACGCGAUUGAUGAUCACGGACCGAGAACAUCACUUGAACCAAUAUUCACACCGUCCGAAGCACAAAGUCAGCGACCUUCAUCAACUUGCACCAUGGGUCUUGAUUUUAUGGAUAAUUCUGGUGUACGAGUGGAUUACGAGAAUGCGCUCAUUAAUGCCGGCUUCGGAAAAUUUCACAUUUAUUUGCUCAUCGUUUGCGGUAUGAUCUAUAUGAAUACGGCGAUUGGGAUUACAAUUAUAUCAUUCGUUUUACCGUCAGCCACUUGUGACUUUCGUAUGUCGUCGAGUGACAAAGGCUUGUUGACAGCAGCUCCGAUGCUUGGAAUGCUCGUGGGCAGCUAUUGGUGGGGAUGUUUAGCGGAUACAAAAGGGCGUAAAACAGUGUUAAUCGCCACACUACUGCUCGACGGAUUUUGUGGUCUCUUAUCAUCUGUGGCACAAUACUACUAUUUAUUCAUGCUCUUUCGUUUCUUCAAUGGAUUCGGGGUGGCAGGAGCAAUGGGUAUAUGCUUUCCCUAUUUGGGCGAAUUUCAACCAACAAAAUAUCGCGAAAAAAUUCUAUGCUGGAUGGAAAUGUUCUGGACAGUUGGAAUCAUUGCGCUACCAGCUAUUGCUUGGUUGAUUAUUCCAUUAAAUGUUGAAAUUAGGCACGGCUGGUUUCUGUUCCAUAGUUGGAAUUUAUUCGUAGCGAUUUGUGCCAUUCCAAGUUUGUUACUCGGAUGUUUACUGUUUUUGUUUCCGGAAAGUCCGAAAUUUCUUAUCGAGUGCGGUGAAACGGAAGAAGCCCUUGAAGUUUUAAGACACAUGUACCAAGAGAAUACGGGCAAAGGACAAACCGAAUAUCCGAUCAAGAGUCUAAAAGAGCGUGAAAGCAUUAGCACGAUAUCACGACGGACGAGUAAAUCAGUUCGCACACUCAGCAUGAAAAAACCGAAGGAAUUGAAAAUGCUAAUGUCUGAAAUUUGGCAGCAAACGAAACUGUUGUGCAAGCCGCCGCAUUUACGGAACACCGUCUUAACCUGUGCCAUUCAAUUCGGAUUAACCACCAGCUAUUAUACGUUGAUGAUUUGGUUUCCUGAACUUUUCUACCGUUUUGAAGAAUUCGAAAAGCACAACGCUAACAAAUCGGCAUCCGUAUGUGACGUGUCAUCAGUCGUACUUGAACCAGACGUGAAUGGAACACUAGUCUACGAUGAAUAUUGUGACGGUCCAACGAUUGACAAUAACGUUUAUAUUCAUACAAUAAUCAUUGGAAUAAGUUGCAUACCGACUAGUCUAUGGCUACCACUGUGUGUUCAUCGAUUGGGUGCGAAAUUCUUUCUAGUAUUUAGUCUAGUAGUGGCUGGCACCGUAACAAUUGGAUUAUACUUUGUGCAUAAUUCAGUUGAAAAUUUAAUAUUGUCUUGCAUAUUUGAGGCUCUGACAUCACUCGGCAUAUCAACUGUGUACUGUGUUAUGGUAGAUUUGUUCCCGACGAAUUUAAGAGUUAUGGCAGCUGCUUUAUCCUUGACUUUCGGCCGUGGCGGAGCUUUGAUAGGCAAUCUAAUAUUCGGCUUUUUGAUAGAUUUAAACUGUGUCAUACCAAUAGUAUUAUUUUCUACAAUGUUAUUUAUUAGUGGAUUCUUAUGUUUGCUGUUGCCAAAUACCGGCGGCCAGGCAUUGGAUUGAUUGCAUUGAACACCAUUGUUACCGCAUAGUAUCUACAUUAAAUAGCAACACUUAUUCGGGCAAAAUAGUGGUAUAAACCAUAUAACACAACAAUCUUGUUCCCGUUUCCGUGGAUGAUGUUCUCAAAACACAACUACUAAAUAGUUUAAUAAUUAGAAACAAAUCACUGGUUUUAAUUGAAUAAAAAAAAAUGUUUGUUAUUGAUGUCAAUAUAUUAAUAGGAUGAGAGAAAGAAAAAACAUAUUGACACUUCUAUAUGAUGACAAUGUGACAAUUAGUUUUAUAUUAUUAGGGAAGUAGACAUUUUUAGGGUGCGGUCACACUAGGAAACAUUUUACUGUAAACAUGGAAACAAAUUUUCGCAAAUGUAUGGAAAAAAAAGAUGCUGGAAACAAACACUUUUUUGAACUGUUAGAUAUUUUCGCCUGAGAAAAAAACAUUUCACACGCACAUAGUCCUGAGGGUUAAAUUUGAAAUUGGUUCAAUCAUUCGUAUCACUAAUAACAAAAAAAAAAUCAUUUAAAUUGAAACUGGAAAGCAAAUUGAAUCGCUUUGUGAUUAUACGAUACAUUGAGUAUUUCAUCAAAUUAUCGCUCAGAACUGUGACAAAUAUGCGAUGUUAACUGUAUAUUUAGGUUUCAUUUUGUUAUUGAGCACGCACACACUACACUUUAAAUACCAAAUGUUUUUUUUUUGAAAUCCUCUUGUAGCUUUUCUCUGAAAAAUCAAAAUUAGAAAGGUGUGAUGUUGAAGAAAAAAUAUGCCGUCAAACAAUUGCUACCGAUUCAAGUCUGUGGUAUAUAAAGUGCUUUACGUUGAAUCGAUUGCCGUGAAUUGUCGAAAAUUGAAAAAAAAAGAGUUAGAUUUAUUUUUUUAGUUAGCAAAUAGAUAAUCAUUUAUUUCAAGUUAUAAAUAAAUAGGAAUUCCGCUGUGACUCUUAAAAUCAUGAUGAUGAAAAUACUGGAAAUAUAAAAAAAAAUUACAAAUUAUAUGAACAAAAAUGAUGAUGGACAAGGCAAAUUGGGCCGAGCUGAAACAAUACAGCUAUCCACAUUUGACAACUUAAGACAGUGUUCAAUUUUAUGGGCCAAAUAUUCUUAAAUGAAGAGUAAAAACAGAUCCCAACCAAUUCUGUAUUGAAAAUGAUUUAUCGAUCGAUUUUAUUAUUAAAUUGUUGAUCAUUUAUAGGAUAUAGCUCAUGAAAUGACACCAUAUAACUUUAAUGUUGUUACGAUUCGCUUGUUCCAAUUUUGUACGAAGAAUAUAAUACAAAAUGCAAACGGGAGAGAAUGGUAAAAAGAAAAAGUAAAUAAAUUCACAUUAUUUUAUAAAGAAUCAAAUUUAUUUUGACGUUACAAAUUAUAGUCCACUAAUUAAACUUAAAAACCAAGGAGAAGAAAAAUAUGCAAGAAAAAACAAAAGUUGCAAACUCGUUUUUAUAUACAUACAAAUCGUAAUUGUAAUGUUGAAGUAAUCAAUAAGUACCUGCGUUGAACACUUAAUAUAUAAGACAUAAACGUCACUGACAAGAUGAAAUAUAUAAUUAUUAUAUAAA